Aspergillus versicolor CBS 583.65 is the source of this 1609-nucleotide messenger RNA. Its product is annotated as transcriptional regulator SPT3. Lineage: Eukaryota; Fungi; Ascomycota; Eurotiomycetes; Eurotiales; Aspergillaceae. Gene Ontology annotation, molecular function: transcription coregulator activity; protein heterodimerization activity. The record is from RefSeq and is a predicted model, not a curated record. Gene Ontology annotation, biological process: transcription by RNA polymerase II. The transcript is spliced from 3 exons. Gene Ontology annotation, cellular component: SAGA complex. The coding region runs from base 323 to 1438 and encodes 371 amino acids.
GUUUGAUUAUCGUGUUAGAUUUUGGUCCUAAAUCCGCAAUAUGUCGUCUGAUCGUACUCCGAAGUACCGGCAGGAAAUCCAGCAGGUGAGCGUCACUCCUUUGAUAUUUCAAUCCCUGCGCCCUUUUGAAACGCAUUGGCGCAUUUAAUAGCGCGAAAUGAUCGGAUUAUUUCUAUGGUUCACUCUCGUUGGGUCUUGGGGGAAAUGCGCUCAUUGCCAAUUACGCGAGCAAUACAACAUGUUCACUUGAUGCGCUACCAUAUCCUCUACACCUCCAUCUCUGCCUAUUCUCUCGUAUCCAUUUUCAACACUGGGGCGAAUUAUGGUCUACGGGGCCCGUUUCGUGGUUUGCAAGAGCAAGCCUGAUCUCGAGAUGGAGAGCUCAUGCUUGUCACGUACAGGCACUCUUCAAGUUGAGGAUGAAGACAGAUACCAGAACUCAAAUUACACCAGCGCUAAAACCAGUAAAAAAUUUUCGGACAAAGUUACUAACUUCAUUCACCAGAUGAUGUUUGUCUCUGGAGAGACUGCUGAGCCAUCUAUCGAGACCACCACUCUUAUUGAGGACAUUGUGCGACAGCAAGUUGUUGAAAUUCUCGCUCGCAGUACGACACUGGCUACUCGCCGUGGGGUUCGAUCUAUAUCCACUGAUGAUUUGAUCUUUUUAAUUCGCCAUGAUAAAGCCAAAGUCUCCCGCCUGAAGACUUUCCUAUCAUGGAAAGAUGUCCGCAAGAACGUCAAAGAUUCUGAUGAUAAGGGCGGCGCUGAUGCGGCUGAUUUUGCGGGUGCUGAUGACCCAAUGGCUGGGGGCGUUGUUGCGGGACCCCAAGAUGUGGCAUCUAAGCCCAAAAAUAAGAGGGCCCGGGUUGGACUUGCGUGGGAUGUUAACAGCUUUUAUUCUAUUCAAGUCCCAGAAAGAGAUGAUGAAGAAGACGAAGAAGAAGAGGAACAGAAUUACGCGACUCUCCAACGUCUUGCUGCCGCAGACGAGCGAACCAAGCACAUGACCAGAGAAGAAUACGUAUUUUGGUCUGAAUGUCGACAGGCAUCGUUUACCUACCGCAAGAGCAAACGCUUCAGGGAGUGGGCUGGAUUUGGAAUCGUCACUGAAUCGAAGCCCAACGACGAUAUUGUCGACAUUCUGGGGUUUUUGACAUUCGAAAUCGUGCAGACUCUGACCGAGGAGGCCCUCAAGGUCAAGGAGCGUGAAGAUCGGGAGAAAAUCCGCCGCGGAGGGUCGGAAAAUGGAGCGGAGGACACCAAGAAACGCAAGCGUGAGACUGGACUUUUCGACCCUCCAGAGGAAGGCCGCACCCCGGUCGAGCCGAGACAUAUUCGCGAGGCAUAUCGCAAGCUACAAGCAACGCCGAAUAAGAACAUUGCGAUGCUCCUCCACAACGGCCGCAUACCAGCGCGGAUGCCUCUUAGACUGAUUUAAUAUAUUGGGGGAUUCGAUUUGGGCUUCGUGGCAUAGGAGUAAUCCGGAGUUAACAGAGAUACCCAUUUUAUAAUAAUGAAUGCAUGAUAUGGAUGGGCGCGAGGUUAUCUUGUUUAGUUUUUAUUUGUAUGCGUUAACUGUUGUUGAAUAUAUAUUUCAUUCUGACACUGC